AUGGCCAAAUUAACCGAUUUACCAGCCGAGCUGAUCCACAGAAUAAUAGAGGAUAUCCUCCAACCUGACCACACUCCCGAGGGACCUCGGGAAGCAUGGGAUGGCAGGCUCAUUGAUCAAGACUACAACGAAGGCCAUCAUCUGCUGGACCACAACGGACACUAUGAGGACCCAGACGUAAGACCUCAUCACGAGCUGGAAUAUCGUGAGCCUACUCCUCGGACGUAUGAACGCGACCAUCGAGUUACGCCAGUUCUACGCCCAGAUGUCUCAUGGCCGCAGGGCCUUCCUUCCAAUCCUCUUUUGCCGCUGUCAUUGGUCAGCCGUAACUUUCGAAGAUGUGCCCAAGAGAUACUCUUCAAGAAUGUGCCUCUGCUGAGCACACGUCGGGCGAGCUUAUUCCUCCAGGCGCUCAAUGGUCUAUCCCCACAAGAUGAAUCGAUCCACAUACCGGGUACAAGUAUCGGCAGUCCAGACAAGCGGAACGCACGUCAGGAGGGCCAUCUUAGCAGACUCGCCCAACAUGUCCGCACCUUACAGCUCAGAUGCAUCGGUCCUUGUUCAAUGGACAACGUGCCGAAGGGAGGCGGCUCUGUGUUUUGCGACAUCAUCAGGAGCUGUCCGUUUCUCGAAAACGUCGCAAUCAGGACUACCUUUGCAAUUGACUGUAGAGAGCCACUCCUGGACGCCCUCGCGAGUCUGCGACUGAUCAAAGAGUUUGUUAUCAUCAACAAUAACAGCGACGGGUCUGGCUUGAGCUUCCGAUGGAACGUCGAGGACCUGCUCGGUCGAUUAUUCCCUCAUUGGCCCUUCCUCAAGACGGUCGACUUGGCCGAGCUCGCAAGUUCCUCGGAGGAGAAGAGUCAGACUGGCACCAUCCAGGAGCCUAAGUUAAACUGUGCCCUCCGAACAAUGAUCUUAGAAGAUCCUGAUAUAGACGAGUAUGAGCUUUCAAUGCUUGUGAAAAGCUUUCGAGACAGCAUGCGGACUCUUGAAAUCAACCGCCCGGCUUACAGGAUCGGCCGGGCCGGGAUAUGUCGGAUACUGAAAGACUGUACGAAUCCGGAGCUAGAAUCCUUGAAACUUGACUGGCCUCACAACGAACAGCCGUUCUCAUCGAUCCCGGAUGUUAUUGAUUCCGAUGAUCCAGUCACGAGCCUAGCGCUACUAGAUAUCCUCUUCAAGUCCCCCUUCGCACUCAGGGAACUCAAGUCUUUGUGCUUCAGUGGCACCAUUGCAACACCCAAGUUGUUUGAACGCUUGCCUGACUCAAUCAUCAAAAUUGCCUGGGGAAACUGUGUCGAGAUCUCUUUCACUGCGUUCGACAAGAUACUAUCGAACGAAAAAUUGUUACCCAAUCUUGAAUGUUAUUCAAUCCGAACCCGCCGCACGCGGGACAUGGAAGCGGAAAGUUUCAGCGGACGAGGGCUAUGUUCACAGAGAGAACGUGAAGACGCUUCCGACUCGGAGGAUGAGAGCAUGGAAGCAGAUGCAGCGAUGAAUCCAUAUUGGCAACACAUAAUGGGCAUAAUUGAUGCAGAGCUUGCUAUGGGUAACAUCUGA
Messenger RNA from Puccinia triticina, 1563 nucleotides. RefSeq lists its product as uncharacterized. Gene Ontology annotation, biological process: regulation of transcription by RNA polymerase II. NCBI's taxonomy places the organism in Eukaryota, Fungi, Basidiomycota, Pucciniomycetes, Pucciniales, Pucciniaceae. The record is from RefSeq and is a predicted model, not a curated record. The transcript is spliced from 3 exons. The coding region runs from base 1 to 1563 and encodes 520 amino acids. Gene Ontology annotation, molecular function: RNA polymerase II cis-regulatory region sequence-specific DNA binding; DNA-binding transcription factor activity, RNA polymerase II-specific.